Coregonus sp. 'balchen' is the source of this 7187-nucleotide messenger RNA. NCBI's taxonomy places the organism in Eukaryota, Metazoa, Chordata, Actinopteri, Salmoniformes, Salmonidae. The record is from the annotation of a GenBank genome assembly.
ACAAGUUUCCUGUUGGGGAACGCCCAGAUAGUGGAAUGGCCAGUAGUAUACAGUAAUGACGGGUUUUGUAAGCUGUCGGGGUACCACAGGGCAGAAGUCAUGCAGAGGAGCAGUACAUGCAGGUAAGAACUGGGCCUCUGUCCCUGUCCUGUCACCCAUUAUUUCCACUGCUCACAGAAGCUUAACAUAUCCACGGAUGGUAAAAAUGAUUUGUUUGCACAUGCAUGUAACGUGAGUUGACAGUGGGAGAAGGACUAAAGGAGGUCAUUACACAGUCCAGUUUUGGUACACACACACAAGGUAUAUGUAGAAUAUCCAAUUGCUCUGUGGUCACAUAAAAAAACUGUUUAAUUAAAAAAUCUGUUUAAUUAUAACCCCUCUGCUGUCAGGUUUUAUACUUUGAUUGAUUGAUUGAUUGGCUUCAUAAAGCAUUCAUAUAGGCUUCAUAAGCACUGCAUAAAUCACAAAUAAUCUAUAACUGUAUUUCAUGCUCUAUAAAAGAUUAAUACAUGUGAACAAAUAAAUGUAUGGUUAUGUCACAUUAUGAAUAUUUAUACAGCAUGAUAUAUGGUUAUAUAUGAUUUGUGAAUGUAGUUCUUAUUCCUGACCCCUUCCACACAUGCUUUUCUUAUCUUUUCAUUUAAUUUUUUAUGUUUACAAAUCUGUAAACAAAUACACUGAGUGUACAAAACAUUAGGAACACCUUGCUAAUAUUGAGUUUCACCCCCCCCCUCUCCCCCAUUUUGCCCUCAGAACAGUCCUAAAUUCGUUGGGCCAUGGACUCUACAAGGUGUCAAAAGCGUUCCACAGGGAUGCUGGCCCAUUUUGACUCCAAUGCUUCCCACAGUUGUGUCAAGACUGUUGGAUGUCCUUUGGGUGGUGGACCAUUAUUGAUACACACGGGAAACUGAUGAGUGUGAAAAACUCAGCAGCGUUGCAGUUCUUGACACACUCAAACCGGUGCGCCUGGCACCUACUACCAUACCCCGUUCAAAGGCACUUCAAUAUUUUAUCUUGCCCAUUCACCCUCUGAAUGGCACACAUACACAAUCCAUGUCUCAAUUGUCUCAAGGCUUAAAAAUCCUUCUUUAACCUGUCUCCUCCCCUUCAUCUACACUGAUUUGAAGUGUAUUUAACAAGUGACAUCAAUAAGGGAUCAUAGCUUUCACCUGGAUUCGCCUGGUCAGUCUGUCAUGGAAAGAACAGGUGUUUCUAAUGUUUUGUACACUCAGUGUAUGUAUGCAAAAAAAUAACUGACAGUGUUGAACAACUUCCUAUGUGGAUAAUACUUGAUAAUGCGUGUGCAAAUUGUGCAGUUAUAAGCUGCUGCUGUUGUAACACUUUGUGUUUCCCUCUCAGAGAACUCAUGAAACAGUAAUGAUAAUUGCAUCUCAGUAUGAAAAUGUAUGCACUCACUAACUAUAAGUCGCUCUGGAUAAGAGCGUCUGCUAAAUGACUAAAAUUUAAAAAUUUAAAUCUUGGUCUGUACUUGGUGGAAUGUUCAGUAUAUUUGUAUAGUAUAAUCUAAGGUUUCUCUGCUCCAGUCCUGGGGGCCCAGUAUACAGGAUUUCAUUUUAAUUAAUUACUCUGAUUAAGAAGGCUCAAUUACAUGGCCGAAGCAGCUGGCUUGCCCUUGUAUAUGGCAAUUUAACAGUCACAUCAGCUUGCUUGUGCUGAGGUGGGAGGGGAGGUGUUAUUCAUACUGUAUAAAUAGUAACUGUAAUGGAUUAUAAACUGUUGGAGAGGAAAUGGUGAGAUAUCUUUGACGUGAUACAUUCUCGAUUUAAAGUAUUUUAAUUAGGGUGUCCUGCACACUUGUAAUACCCAAAGGAGUGGGAUUUGCUGUCAUGCAGGAGAUGGAGCCCUAAAUUGUCACACCCCUCCCCCCUCAUUUUUGCCAUGUCUUGAUGGCUAUGCAUGAUCACAGAACAGAAUAGAUACUUUGACACAUAGCAAGAGUGCUUACGUUUUUUGACUGAAGCUGCGCACACUGAACUUGCAGACACUGACAGUAAUGGGGCUUCUGAAAAUAACCCACACUUGCUGCACACUGGCCUUCCUAAGAAAUAGGCAGACAAAGAUCCAAAAGCUGUUGCUAUGGGGAUAUCUUCUGUAAAAAAUACUUUAUUUUUCACCUGAUAAGAUCAGAGUGACCAGAAUGAUAGGAGAUAAAAGUUGGAGAGGAUGGGUGGGAUUGACGGAAGUGGCUUUAAUUUGUAGACUUAGGGCCUAGAUCAGAUCAGCGUUAACCUGCGGUAACUGACAAUCGCAUAGCAUAUUAUUGUUUUUUUUCUUUGGACGAUGUUGGAGGUAUAACACAUUGGAGCUGUCAAAUUGGUGAGCGGCUUUUGUGGUCAUUGUCACGAAACCACACCCAUCCUUAUAUCCCACCCAUGUUAUACAGUGCCUUCAGCCUGAAUUUAAAAUAGAUUACAUUGACAUUGUGUGCCACUGAUCUACACACAAUAACCCACAAUGUCAAAGUGGAAUUUAGUUUUUAGACAUUUUUAGAAAUUAAUAAAAAAUUAAAAGCUGAAAUGUCUUGAGUCAAUAAGUAUUCAACACUUUUGUUAUGGCAAGCCUAAAUAUGCUCAGUAAAAAUGUGCUUAACAAGUCACAUAAUUAGUUGCAUGGACUCACUCUGUGUGCAAUAAUAGUGGUUAACAUGAUAUCCCACACAUACAGUGGGGGAAAAAAGUAUUUAGUCAGCCACCAAAUGUGCAAGUUCUCCAACUUAAAAAGAUGAGAGAGGCCUGUAAUUUUCAUCAUAGGUACACGUCAACUAUGACAGACAAAUUGAGGAAAAGAAAUCCAGAAAAUCACAAUGUAGGAUUUUUAAUUAAUUUAUUUGCAAAUGAGCAAGAUUUCUGGCUCUCACAGACCUGUAACUUUUUCUUUAAGAGGCUCCUCUGUCCUCCACUCGUUACCUGUAUUAAUGGCACCUGUUUGAACUUGUUAUCAGUAUAAAAGACACCUGUCCACAACCUCAAACAGUCACACUCCAAACUCCACUAUGGCCAAGACCAAAGAGCUGUCAAAGGACACCAGAAACAAAAUUGUAGACCUGCACCAGGCUGGGAAGACUGAAUCUGCAAUAGGUAAGCAGCUUGGUUUGAAGAAAUCAACUGUGGGAGCAAUUAUUAGGAAAUGGAAGACAUACAAGACCACUGAUAAUCUCACUCGAUCUGGGGCUCCACGCAAGAUCUCACCCUGUGGGGUCAAAAUGAUCACAAGAACGGUGAGCAAAAAUCCCAGAACCACACGGUGGGACCUAGUGAAUGACCUGCAGAGAGCUGGGACCAAAGUAACAAAGCCUACCAUCAGUAACACACUACGCCGCCAGGGACUCCUGCAGUGCCAGACGUGUCCCCCUGCUUAAGCCAGUACAUGUCCAGGCCCGUCUGAAGUUUGCUAGAGUGCAUUUGGAUGAUCCAGAAGAGGAUUGGGAGAAUGUCAUAUGGUCAGAUUAAACCAAAAUAGAACCUUUUGGUAAAAACUCAACUCGUCGUGUUUGGAGGACAAAGAAUGCUGAGUUGCAUCCAAAGAACACCAUACCUACUGUGAAGCAUGGGGGUGGAAACAUCAUGCUUUGGGGCUGUUUUUCUGCAAAGGGACCAGGACGACUGAUCCGUGUAAAGGAAAGAAUGAAUGGGGCCAUGUAUCGUGAGAUUUUGAGUGAAAACCUCCUUCCAUCAGCAAGGGCAUUGAAGAUGAAACGUGGCUGGGUCUUUCAGCAUGACAAUGAUCCCAAACACACCGCCCGGGCAACAAAGGAGUGGCUUCGUAAGAAGCAUUUCAAGGUCCUGGAGUGGCCUAGCCAGUCUCCAGAUCUCAACCCCAUAGAAAAUCUUUGGAGGGAGUUGAAAGUCUGUGUUGCCCAGCGACAGCCCCAAAACAUCACUGCUCUAGAGGAGAUCUGCAUGGAGGAAUGGGCCAAAAUACCAGCAACAGUGUGUGAAAACCUUGUGAAGACUUACAGAAAACGUUUGACCUGUGUCAUUGCCAACAAAGGGUAUAUAACAAAGUAUUGAGAAACUUUUGUUAUUGACCAAAUACUUAUUUUCCACCAUAAUUUGCAAAUAAAUUCAUUAAAAAUCCUACAAUGUGAUUUUCUGGAUUCUUUUUCUCUCAUUUUGUCUGUCAUAGUUGACGUGUACCUAUGAUGAAAAUUACAGGCCUCUCUCAUCUUUUUAAGUGGGAAAACUUGCACAAUUGGUGGCUGACUAAAUACUUUUUUUCCCCACUGAACAAUUAUCUGUAAGGUCCCUCAGUCGAGUAGUGAAUUUCAAGCACAGAUUCAACCACAAAGACAUGGGAGGUUUUCCAAUGGAUCAACAGCAUUGUUAAACCCUAACCUAAAUGACAGAGUGAAAAUAAAUGAGUCUGUACAGAAUACAAAUAUUCCAAACAUGCAUCCUGUUUGCAAUAUGGCACUAAAGUAAUACUGCAAAAAAAUAUGGCAAAGAAAUGAACUUUUUGUCCUGAAUACAAAGCAUUAUGUUUGGGGCAAAUCCAACACAACACAUUACUGAGUACCACUCUCCAUAUUUUCAAGCAUGGUGGUGGCUGCAUCAUGUUAUGGGUAUGCUUGUCAUCGGCAAUGACUAGCUAGUUUUUUGGGGGGAUAAAAAGAAAUGGAAUAGAGCUGAGCACAGGCAACAUCCUAGAGGAAAACCUGGUUAAGUCUGCUUUCCAACAGACACCUUUCAGCAGGAAAAUAACCUAAAACACAAGGCCAAAUAUACACUGGAGUUGUUUACCAAGAUGACAGUGGCCUGCUGAAACUCUAUGGCAAGACUUGAAAAUGUCUGUCUAGCAAUGAUCAACAACCAACUUGACAGAGCUUGAAGAGUUAAGAAAGAAUAAUGGGCAAAUAUUGUAUAAGGUGUGCAAAACUCUUAGAGACUUACCCAAAAGGACUCACAGAUGUACUCGCUGCCAAAGGGGAUUCUAACAUGUAUUGACUCAGGGGGUUGAAUACUUAUCUAAUCUAGAUAUAUUAGUGUUUUAUUUUCAUUAAUCUUAAAAAAACAUUUGUCUUCCACUUUGACAUUACAGAGUAUUUUGUGUAUAUCGCUGAAAAAAUAGACAAUUAAAUCCACUUUAAUCCCAAUUUGUAACAAUAUAAUGUGGAAAAAGUCGAGGUGCGAAUACUUUCUGAAGGCACUGUAAGUUCAGAACGAGAAAGUGUAGGCUAUAUAGAUAAAAAUACACUAACAUUCAAAAUCAUUAAACAAAAUAAGGAUUUAAAUCCGCCUAAUCGAGGUGUUGCCUUGUGGUUUGAGGUUAAGACCAUCUCCGACAUCUUCAGCUCCUCAACUUAAACACACUUAAAUAUUUAUUCUGGGCCAGGUAGACAACCUCUUGUUGGGGCAAACCUUUAACCUCAUGGCCCAAGCAAAAGGAAAACAUAUUUUGCUUCACCACGGUCAAAGAAUAUGCGAUAGUCUGUCUGAAUGUUUUGGGAACUUUUGAAGAAUGUUCUGUGUUCUAAAACACAUUUUGUGUGAUGAUGUGUAUAACUGGACACACCCACCGCAGGCAGGGAGCAGCAAAGUGUCAUCCGCAGAGCAGGUUAGGGUUUGAUCAGGGGCACAAUGGCAAUAGUUUACAUGGAGAAAAUAUUCUGAUUUAGGCUUACCACAGGAUGUUUAGAAUUUGAACUUAAUGUUGAAAUCAUAAUAUGGAUAUUUAAUCAUGAUAUGGAGUGAAAAACCUGCCAACAUUUAGGAAAUGCUGCUCAAAUACUCAAAACACUGCUUUUAAGUAAUUAUUUUAAAAGGGUAAUUACUCUGACGUUGCGUCAAUGUUGCAUGUUCAUCCACGGUUCACCUAGGGUUGGGUUUGGGAGGUUAUCAUGUUAUCAGCUCCCUCUUGCUUACUCAGGCCUCUCUUUUGUUCAACACAAACACUGUAUCUAUAGGAUUUGACAGUCAAUGUCAUCACGAUCCCAUGAGCAAAAUUACAGUUCAAUGAGUGAUAAAAUGGUGACUGUUGUGUGGAUGUUCAUGCCACACAGGUUUGCACUACUAACCCUCUCUCUUUGUUUUUCCCCAUCUGUCUUUCAAUUUUUUUUUCCUCUAUCAAACUAACCCUACCUACCAUGCAUUUUUUUAACCCUCUCCUUCUUUGGCUCCUGCAGUUUCAUGUAUGGGGACCUGACAGACAAGAACACAAUAAAUGAAGUCAGGCAGACCUUUGAUAACUAUGAAUCCCAUUGCUUUGAAGUGCUGCUCUAUAAGAAGAACAGUGAGUAUAAAGAUGUCACUAGCUAUCAUUGUCAAUUUAGGUUAGGGGUUUUCCGCUGUGAGGAUGGGGUUAAAGUGGCUACGGUUUUUAGAAACGUUUUAUUACUAAAGUUCCCUCUGGGGAAAAUGAAGUUAUUCUACAGUAUUCUAUUCUCACUGACAUUACAUGAUUAUACACUUAAAGGUGCUUUAUGCAACAAUUCCACCUGCAAUAUUCCUAAGUAUCAAUGGUAUAUAUGUAGAAGUAAAGGAAUACAAAUUGGUAGCAAUCUAUUCUAUGGCACAGAAAUAAUCAGAUAUUUACUCUGUAAAAUUGUAAUUGCACAAUAUAUGAACAAAACACUUGUUUGUUUCUUUGGUAUUCAUUGGUAUUUAUUGAAAUAAGCCCCAUUAACUCAAUUUAAUAGCAGGUACAGAUGUAAGAUCUUAAUUUGAUCACCCUGUUGCAGGAUAACUUUCGUGCAAUGCAGGACAUUUUAAACUUGUAGUGUAUUUUAGGUUUAAAAAGGCUUCUGAAGUUUGUAAUUUCCACUUAGAAAUUUCAGACUUGAUUUUCCCUAAUGAAAAAUGUAUGAACCACUACACAAAUGUCCAUUAAUUAUAAUCCACAUAAUAACUCACAUUUCCUGUUGCUGCAUGAUUAUAUUCCUGCUGUAGCAAACUGGCUCAAAUUAAGAGCCUACAUCUGUAGUUGCCAUUUGUGUUUAAAUAUAAAUAAGUACCAGAGAUUACCUAAUGAUACCAGAUCUUUUCCUAUUAUGUAGCCUUUUACACUCCUUCCUUGGUUCCCUUCUCCUCUUUUACUCUGCAGGGACACCCAUAUGGCUCUACAUGCAGGUGGCUCCCAUCAGGAAUGAGAACGACAAGGUGGUUCUGUUCCUGUGUACCUUCAAAGACAUAACUGUCUUCAAGCAGCCUAUUGAGGACGAAUCCACCAAG